Truncatella angustata is the source of this 951-nucleotide messenger RNA. RefSeq lists its product as uncharacterized. Gene Ontology annotation, molecular function: protein-lysine N-methyltransferase activity. The transcript has 2 exons. The coding region runs from base 1 to 951 and encodes 316 amino acids. Gene Ontology annotation, biological process: peptidyl-lysine dimethylation; peptidyl-lysine monomethylation. The record is from RefSeq and is a predicted model, not a curated record. NCBI's taxonomy places the organism in Eukaryota, Fungi, Ascomycota, Sordariomycetes, Amphisphaeriales, Sporocadaceae. Gene Ontology annotation, cellular component: cytoplasm.
AUGGCCGCCGAGAUCACGGACAUUGCGAAUCCAACCCACCUCGAGCCCUCGGAGCUGGGAACGAAGGAGUACCAUAUUGGCGGGAAGGAAGGUUGGCUUCCCUCGCCCUCGCCCUCGCCAACGACUAGUGUAAAUUCUCUCUUCUCACCAAAUGACCAUUACUCUUGCAGCUGGGACGAGCUCUACACGCGCGAGAUAUCGAACCACACCUCCAACCCCUCCGACACGGGCACCAACUGGUUCGACGACUCGGGAGCCCAGGACAAGGUCCUGCAGUUCCUAUCCGAGCACUUCUCCUCGACGGAGGAACAGGCAGACCACGGGCACGCGAGGAGCCAGACAAGCUUCCUGGACCUGGGCACGGGCAACGGGGAGCUGCUCUUCGGGCUCAGGGACGAAGGGUGGGCCGGGCGCAUGCUGGGCGUGGACUACAGCGAGAAGAGCGUGCAGUUCGCGCGGCGGAUCAACGACACGAGACAGGAGCGGUUCGGAGGAGACCAGGACGAGGACGAGGACGAGGGCGAGGACGAGCCCACGCCGUCCCGCGAGCCGGUCGAGUUCGCACAGCAUGACAUCCUGUCGGCGCGCGGCGCCUCUGCCGCCGCCAUCCUGUCCGGUGCCCAGAGUCGGGGCUGGGACGUGGUGCUGGACAAGGGCACGUUUGAUGCCAUAUCGCUGUCGUCCGCCACGGAUGGUCUGGGUCGGCGCAUCAACGAGGGAUACCGCGCCGCUGCGCUUGGCCUGGUGAGAGAGGGCGGGCUGUUUUUGAUCACGAGUUGCAACUGGACGGAAGACGAGCUGGAGAAGUGGUUUGCUGGGAAGUCCGACGAAGGGGGUGAGGUGCAUGGCCGGUUUGAGGUGGAACAUCGGAUCGAGUACAGGAGUUUCAGUUUCGGAGGAGUCAAGGGACAAACCAUCAGCAGUGUUUGCUUCCGAAAGGUUGGACGGUAA